Molecule: messenger RNA, 342 nt
Organism: Marasmius oreades (fairy-ring Marasmius)
Lineage: Eukaryota; Fungi; Basidiomycota; Agaricomycetes; Agaricales; Marasmiaceae
Exons: 2
Coding region: 1-342 (113 amino acids)
Source: RefSeq, a predicted model, not a curated record
AUGUUCGAUUACGCGGGGAUAACCGAGACUAAUAAUUUGUUCCACGAAAACAAGACGCUGGCAAUCAUUCCAUCGUCCUUCCUACAUAGAUGGCGACUAUGGCUAACCAGACCUACGGAAUAUGAGCGACCUGAAUCUCUGGACAAUACAGUUUUCCUCUGCGAACAUGACAUGUUGACUUUCGAUCCAGAAACAUACGAGAUUGAGAACGAUGUUGCUGCUAUUCUGUACACUGAAUGGCAAACUCUGAAACAGAUAUACACCGCCAGACCUUUGAUUUCUCUUGAAUGUAAAAAAGGACAGGAGAGGGCUAUAUAUAGAAUGUACGACUACCAUAUGUGA